Molecule: messenger RNA, 987 nt
Organism: Brenthis ino (lesser marbled fritillary)
Lineage: Eukaryota; Metazoa; Arthropoda; Insecta; Lepidoptera; Nymphalidae
Source: the annotation of a GenBank genome assembly
AUGUCAAAUUCGAAGAAUGCUAACAAAAUAACGGAUAAAAGUAGAUUAGACUCCCAAAAUAUUAAUGAUAAUGAAGACAGAGGUGAAAUGAAUUGUGCUCCAAAUGAAGGGUACACUUACGCCGUAACUGUGUCAAAGAAAUUAUCGCAUUCAGGUGAAGAAUCGAACCCGUGUUCCGGCCAAAAAUCCUUUAUCAGUAUCCACUCGACUGACCAGCUCUGUCAAGUAGCAGACAUAGAUAACCCAGCUAACCUUGAAGAAUGUAACGUCGAAGUUCUAAGCUUAAAUGAAGUUUUUCCAUCAACUUCGGAAGAAAGUGUUUCAAAUGACGAAUCGCCUGUUCGUAGAAAGGGACACGCUAAGAAGGGAUCGGCAAAAUUGGAGAAUACAGUUAAAUCUGCUUACAUGCCUUCCAAUAGUAAAUCAUCUACAACAUCAGGUCGUCAAGAAGAGCCAAUGGAAGCUCAAGCCUCUGUUCAUUCAGAAUUUAACAUACCGAAAAAUACAUUGUAUGUAACAGGCAGUAACCCCGGGGAGCCCAAAAUGUCUUACCAUGAUCCACCUAAGAAAAUGUCGAAGACCAUGAAGAAAUUUCUCCGCAACAUAGACAAACAUAAAAAUGAACAUAAUAAAAGCACAGAAAAGGUCAUUAGCAAGUUGACAACAAUGCGCAGUAUUCUAAAAGAUGGUCGAUGCAUUCUUGAAUGUACCGGAGAUUCUACUUUACACGACUCUGAAGAUUAUAACACAGGUGAUCUAACUUUACCAUAUGCAAUGAGUUUUGAACCACAAAUGAGUUAUACCAAACAAACUCCUGACAAAAAUGUGUCAUUCAAUACACAAGUAGUAAUAAUUCACUUCACCGGCGAUCUCUGCGUGGGGCAAAGCAUCGAAACACUUAGCAAAGAGAAAGAUCAACAAGCGAGAAAUUCUGAACUACGAAAAACUUUUCUGACCAAGUAUAAUGAACUUUGGCCCACCCAAAAA